Molecule: messenger RNA, 1167 nt
Organism: Lasiosphaeria miniovina
Lineage: Eukaryota; Fungi; Ascomycota; Sordariomycetes; Sordariales; Lasiosphaeriaceae
Product: CobW domain-containing protein
Exons: 1
Coding region: 1-1167 (388 amino acids)
Cellular component (GO): cytoplasm
Source: RefSeq, a predicted model, not a curated record
AUGGCAACACCACCAGCGGCACCCCUGCCCAUCACCAUUGUCACGGGAUUCCUGGGAUCGGGCAAGACGACGCUGAUCCUCAGCCUGAUUCCGCAGCUGCGGGCGGCGAACCCCGACUACCGGCUGGCGCUGCUCAAGAACGAGUUCGGCGAAGUGGCCGUCGACUCGCAGCUGGCCGCGUCGGGCGCCAUCGCUGGCGUGCAGGAGCUGCUUAACGGCUGCAUCUGCUGCAACCUGGUCGGCGCGCUGGGCAAGGCGCUGGAUGAGCUGCGCGCCACGACGCCGCCGCCCGACCGCAUCGUCAUCGAGACGAGCGGGUCCGCCUUCCCGGCCACGCUGGCCCUCGAGGUCAACCGCAUCGCCCGCGAGACGGGCGGCGCCUACGCUCUCGACGGCGUCGUCAGCGUGCUCGACGUCGAGAACUGGAAGGGCUACGACGACACCAGCUACACGGCCCGCAUCCAGGCCCGCUACACCGACCUUGUUGUCUUCAACAAGUGGGAGGCUGCCGGCGGCCGCCGCUUCGACGACUGCCUCGACCGCCUCGGCGACCUCGACCUCGACACCGCCUGGGUCAAGAGCGACAAGGGCUGGGUCCCCAUGGACGUCGUCUUUGGCAUCGACGGCGGCCUGGCCCAGGGCUUGGCCGAGGAGCACCGUGACGACCACGACCACGCCGCCUGCGACAACCACGAGCACAACCACGCCCGCGACCACCAGUCCGAAGUCGAGGUCCUAUCCAUCGAGCUGCAGGGCGCGGGCGCCGUCGACGUGGCGAAGCUCGUCACGCUCCUCAAGACGGCCCCCAAGGACGAGGUUUACCGCAUCAAGGCCGUGCUCACCACGGCGGCAGGCGGCGAGACCCUGCGCAACUCGGAAGAGGACGUCCCACUGGUGCCGACACCCCCGCACGACGACGACAACAGCACACCCGAGAGCAAGAACAGGUAUAUCCUGAACUGGGCCUUUGGCCGCUGGACGGCGACGCGCAUCGCCGGAGGUGCUGCUGCCGAGCACGCCUCGACCGGCGGCGCCGUCCUGCGCAUGACCAUGAUCCUCGCCAGGUACGAGAGCGCCAAGUGGAAGAAGAAGCUCGAGGCCGGCGGGCUGCUGGUGCUCGACGGCAGCGAUAGAGGCACGCUGGUUGUCAACAGGAUCAAGACUUGA